Messenger RNA from Ambispora leptoticha, 640 nucleotides. The record is from the annotation of a GenBank genome assembly. Lineage: Eukaryota; Fungi; Glomeromycota; Glomeromycetes; Archaeosporales; Ambisporaceae.
AUGAGAGCCACCAAAAUUUGGCAAUCUACACUGCCGCACUACACUGCCGCACGACACAGCCAUUUACAUGAAGUAACUUAUGGAUUUCUAAAUCAAUUCUUUCGCAAGCCUUUAAUAAGUUCACGAAUUAUGAAUUUACUACGCGAACAAUUUGGUAUAAAAGAAAUGCUCGGAAAUAACAACUGGGGCAGUGGUAACGGAAAUCUCAAUGGAAACAAUAACCUUGGAUCUUUCAAUGGUAAUGCCAAUGGAAAUAAUAACGUGGGAAAUCUAAAUGGUAACGCCAAUGGAAACAACAACUGGGGAGAUUUCAACGGUAAUCAAAAUGGAAACAAUAACUGGGGUAGCGCUAAUGGCAAUCUUAGUGGAAACAAUAACUGGAAGCGAGGAUCAUUUAAUGGUAACGGUAACGGAAACGGAAACAUAGGCAGUGGUAACGGAAAUCUCAAUGGAAACAACAACGCUGGUGACUUCAAUGGUAAUGCUAAUGGAAAUAACAACUGGGGUAACUUAAAUGGUAACGCCAAUGGAAACGACAAUGUUGGAGACUUCAACGGUAAUAAAAAUGGAAACAAUAACUGGGGUAGCGCUAAUGGUAACCUUAGUGGAAACAAUAACUGGAAGCGAGGAUCAUUUAAUG